Molecule: messenger RNA, 2310 nt
Organism: Caenorhabditis briggsae
Lineage: Eukaryota; Metazoa; Nematoda; Chromadorea; Rhabditida; Rhabditidae
Exons: 13
Coding region: 1-2310 (769 amino acids)
Source: RefSeq, a predicted model, not a curated record
AUGAGGGUCUCGAUCUUAAUUUUCUCUUGUUUACUCUCAUUCUCCGUUUCGGAUAAAUUGAGUGAGACAGAAGACGAAGAACGUUCAAAGGAAUGUGGGAGAGCUAUAGACUCCAAAAGCCCUUCGAAUGACGAGUUGUCUCCAUGGAGUGUUCGCUUACAACUCAAACCAUUUUUUGUUUCUGCAUCUUUGAUUUCGAAGCGACACGUAAUGACAUCAGGAUUGGCUUUAAUGGAGACAGAAGACAAUGGAGCAACAUGGAAAUGGAAAAUGGAUGAAGCAGAAGUUGAUUUGAAAACCUGUAAGGAUGGAGUGAUGGAAGCUCCCACUGACUCAAUCACAGUAGAUUUAAAAGCAUGCAGCAACCAUUUUCUAUGCCCUUGGAUGCCCGGAAUUCCAGUCAAAUCGAUGCGUUACAUUGGAUCAUGCGAAUCUGAUAAACUCUCCAGUGGCCUCAUUCUUAUCGAAAUGGGAAGAGACAUCCCCGAUGAUUCAUCAUAUUUUACCCCAGUUUGUCUCCCUGAUUCAUCUGACGUGGUCGAUGACGGUGAAGAUCUUCAGGCUCAUCAAGCAUCCCAUUUAAAUUUUAAGCCAGUCAUAAAAAUUGUGUCCGCUAAGGUCAAUACAUCAAUUCAUUCUAAACGUUGUAGCACUUCAAUCAGCAAUACUGUAUGUGCAGAUAUGGAAAUGUGCUUGAACGCGUAUGGUGCUAGUCUAUUGAAAAAAUCGAAUGACAGAAAUACGGUGGUUGCAUUUUCGGGCUAUUAUCAAGAUAAAUGCACAAUACAAAAGUUCUCUUAUGUUGCGUCGCACAAGGAAAAAAUUUGUGAAUUGAGUGGAAUUUGCAAAAAAACAUCGACUCUCUUUACUCCUAAAUCAAAAUCACCCCCAACACCGAUUACGUUGUCAAGUGAAUUCAUUAAACUAUCUUCUGAGGAAAAUGAGGAAAACGCAAAGACUUGUGGAAUACCAUCUAAUCCUGAUUCUAAACUGGAAAGUGAGUUGAGCCCAUGGACCGUCACCUUAAAAGUGGAAAACGCACCCACGGGGAAUACAACCAGUCAAAUCUGGACAUCUUCAACAUUGAUUUCAAAACGGCACGUUGUAGUGGCAGCAUUUGCGUUAAUGAAUGGAAAAGAAGGUGACUGGAAUACUGUUCGAUGGGUUCCAGACGAUACAAAAGUAGACAUGUCAAAGUGUAAAAAUAAUGUAAUGGAGAUACCAGUCGAGUAUAUGAGAAAGACAAAAGUAUUCAUGAGUCCAUGCACUGAUAAGUUUCAAUGUACAUCUGGGUUCAAUCGCUUUGUGAAAUCGGCCGUUUACUUUGGAGUUUGUGAGCCUGAUCAAAUGGCAUUUGGAGUGAUUCUUCUAGAGUUGACGGAAGAUGUCCCCCCGCCUGGCGUUCCAAAUGUCAUUCCCAGCUGUCUUGCUGAAAAACGAAUGCCUCAGCUAGAGAGCAACCUCAAAUUGCACGCUCUCCGAGUGGAUAACAAGACAGGAUACGUCAGGAGUAUAAGACCAGCUCAGACCGUACAAUGUGAUAACACUAUAGAAUAUUAUAACAAGAUAUGUUUCACUCGUCCUACUUGUUCGAAGUACUCUGCUGGAGGACUUCUGAGAAAAGAAAACGGAAAGCAGAAACUGAUCGGAAUAAUGUAUUAUCACUCACCAGACUGCAAGGAAAAUGAUGCGAUAUCGAUUGAGGUUUUGGCUGAUUUUUUCUGUGUAUAUGCUGGAAUUUGUAAUGAAACGCCGGUUAGUUCAAAAUCCAAUAACAAUCAGCCAGACCCAACAGGUAAACUAAAUCCGAUAGUAACAACUCCACUGGUAACAACUACAACCACUAUCAGAACUGAUGCGCCCCAUAUUCAAAAUACUCAGACCGGGAAUAACAGAAAACAAGAAACGACGAUUCACUCCAAAACGGAAAGAACGACAACUGUGGAGAAUGCGAAAUCCACUUUGAGAGACAGUACGGUUCAAAGCUCCACCUCUGAGAAUAUAAUUGUAAAGAGAACAACUACGGAAAAUGGUUCUGUGAUUAAUGAGGAUGAGGAUGAUUACGAUGGCGAAGAUGAUAGAAAAGAAGACGUUGAGAAAGAUGGUGCCAAUGAAGAUGAUGAGCCAGAUAAUGGAACACAAGAGCAACCCAAAAAAGAAAAGCUAGUGCAGCAGCCAGAAGAUUAUGAAGGGCAAGGUUCGGAAAGCAACGGACGUGGUUCACAAGAUGGUACUGCAGUUUUGGAAUCUUCUUCUCCUCUUUUUACAUAUUCUGGAGUUUUGAUUCUAUUGACUAUUUUUUAUGUUUGA